Molecule: messenger RNA, 1629 nt
Organism: Aureobasidium subglaciale EXF-2481
Lineage: Eukaryota; Fungi; Ascomycota; Dothideomycetes; Dothideales; Saccotheciaceae
Exons: 1
Coding region: 1-1629 (542 amino acids)
Molecular function (GO): protein binding
Source: RefSeq, a predicted model, not a curated record
AUGACUGCACGACAUCAACAGACACCUACCGCAUUUCAGACACCAUAUGUCUUUGGGUCAACUGGACUCCCUGGACGAUUGGCUGUUGAGACCCAUCCUGCUCACUACUUGAACACACAAAGUGUGUUUCCACCAUCACCUAUUGACUAUGCAAGUGCACGUUGGCCAACAAACGAUGUGUCAAAUAACAGUACCUUGACACAGCCUGCCCACGAACUCCAUCAUGACGCUUCAGCCUGGGUAGACUAUGAUGUUGCCGAAUUCCUCGAUCACUGGGACAUACAAUACCACAUGGGAGAAGCUGGACUCAUCCAUAUGAACAAUGAACGAAAAGCAUACUGGCAGUCACAAGGCCGACUCCCAUAUGCGACCUACGACCUUCAAGGCCUGAACUGGGCUGCCCUGCAAACGAGCAGAGCUCAAGCUAGACUAGCCAGGAAAAUGCUUUAUCCUCUUCGCUAUACCUGGACUCCGCCUGCCACCAUCUAUGAUGAGAAUUCAGUGUGUCGACAACAGCGCAUGUAUGCACCCAAGGACUUUUACCCUCAUCACAAGGCCAGUCACUCGCAUGGUCAACUUCGGAAUGUGCUCGCCGCGAGAAGUAGGAAUGACAUUUUCUAUGCGUCCAAAAGCAAAGUCAUGCAUAUAUCACUGAGCUGCCCCGCUUAUACAAACAUCGUCAUGAACUUCAGCGGCGCAUCUACAAACCCAAACCAGGCCGGCGAUACACACAUAACUACCAUUGCCGUCUCUCCCGCCACAGACUUUGACGGAUACAUCUCUGAUGCCGUAUUGGUAACUGGAGGCUUGGAGGGCGAAUACGCUCUCCUAAACCUAAACUCAUACCUUGGAGAUCGUCCCACCGAGGGUUUUGUCACCGUCGCCAAGCAAAAAGAAACCACACACGUCCAUGUCCUCAGUCAUCGUCGCACCGGCGCUCUAGGUGCAGCUUUCUGCUCGAACGACAGUAAAGUGCGCAUCCUCGACAUCUCCACAAACCGCUGGGCCGCAGAAUUUUCCUACGAGAAUCAGAUCAAUUGUGCUGCUACAUCACCAGAUGGACGUCUUCGCAUGAUUGUAGGCGAUACCUGCGACUCCCUCAUCACGGAUGCGGAAAAGGGCAAUGUACUCUUCCGCACACGUCAACAUACGGGUUAUGGCUUUGCUUGCGCCUGGGCAGACGAUGGCUGGCACGUUGCAACCGGCAGUGAAGACGGAAAAGUCGUCGUCUACGAUGCCCGUCGUUGGGAUAUGCCAUUGGCAGCUCUAGCCUGCGAAAUGAGUUGUGCACGUUCUCUGCAUUUUACCACUUCCAACAAACCUGGAGCUGGGGGGACGGCAUUGGUGGUUGCAGAAUCUGAUGAUAUUGUCAGUGUGUAUGAUGCAGCAGACUGGCAUGACAAGCAAACCAUUGAUUUCUUUGGCUCGGUGGUUGGAGCGGCUAGCGUGGGUGAUGGACAGGAAUUGAUUGUUGCGAAUGGGGAUGAGACGGUGGGUGGAUUGAUGGUGUUUGAGAGGAGGCAAGGUAUACCCGAAAACGACUCUGAUGAUGAUGAUGACGGACAUGAAGAGUUGUAUGAUUUUGACAUGCAAGGGACAUCAACAAGUAAGAGGAGGAUUGGGAAUUAG